Homarus americanus (American lobster) is the source of this 2196-nucleotide messenger RNA. Its product is annotated as nuclear pore glycoprotein p62-like. Gene Ontology annotation, molecular function: thiosulfate-cyanide sulfurtransferase activity. The record is from RefSeq and is a predicted model, not a curated record. Lineage: Eukaryota; Metazoa; Arthropoda; Malacostraca; Decapoda; Nephropidae. The coding region runs from base 208 to 957 and encodes 249 amino acids. The transcript has 5 exons. Gene Ontology annotation, cellular component: mitochondrion.
GAUGGCAUGCGAUAAGUGUUCUCUCCCUUAUCUAGUUGUUAUUCAGCGAGUUUGUGAGAACGACAGUGAAGCAAUCCAAAUAUUACAAGGUCACGGUGCCCUACCAACAUCAAGACUGUCGUAAGUGGAAAUUGUUCACUUUUAAGGAAAGAAAUUCCUUCGUUUGUAACCAUAAGCGCACCAGAUCGCCCAGCUGUAUCCUCCACCAUGACAGGAGCAGAUGCCCGCCUGAUAUUCCUGCUAGUCCUCGCUGUUGUGGCAGCGGCUAAGGCUGCACCUCAGGAGGCAGGCCAGACGUUACAGACUGACCAAGACCAGUCGCAAGCCACCACACUCUCCACUGAACCCACUUCUACGACCACCUCAGCCACCACUACGACCACCACACCUCCCACUACGACCACCACACCUCCCACUACGACCACCACAGCUACCACUACAACCACCACAGCUACCACUGCAACUACCUCACCUACCACUACAACUCCUUCAGCUACAACUGCAACUACCUCAGCUACAACUGCAACUACCUCAGCUACCACUACAACCACCAAGCAUUACACAUGUCGCAAGCCUGGUGUCGAAUACCCCGUUGGUAUAACAUUCGAGGAGCUGCAGGAAGCCCUGGAGAUGGGCGGUGUGUUGUUGAUUGAUGUGCGCAACAGGACAGAGCUGGAAGCCACCGGCAAACUCCCCUGGAGCUACAACCUGCCCCUUCCAGAGAUAUAUGAAGCUGUUCAACUGGACGAGAAUGAGUUCAUGGAGAAAUAUGGGUUCCCGAAGCCACUGCCAGAGGAUAAAAACGUGGUGCUGACCUGCCGUUCUGGACGCAGGAUUAGGAAGGCCGGGAAACUACUUGAACCACUCGGUUACUGCAACAUCAGACUGUACUUUGGAUCCUUCUUGGAGUGGAAGGCUCGUGGUGGGUCAAUUUUUCAUGUGCCAAAGUCUUUAUAAGCCACCCUCCCCCCCACCAAACACCCUGAGUAAAAUUCCUCAUUGACAACUCUUAUAAAAAUUUUUAACUACUCCACCACCCACGCUCCCAUAUUUCAGCAAUAUCACAGUAGCAUCGUUCUUUUGGCUCACCAAGUAAAAAAAGAAAUACUUGUUUACAAUGGCCUUGUCUGUCACACAUCAACCGUCAUGCAUUUUUUUCGUGCUUUAGCCUAAGUGAAAUGUAUAUUUGUAAAAUCUGUGUCCUUUAUACCUUCCUAAGGUGUGCAUAGGAAGGCAAUGGUUGAGUUUGAUGAAUGAAAAUAAAAAUGUGGUACUUACAGGUAGGUUAAAAAAAAAUUAAUGAAAAAGACCCUGAAAACACUUGAAAUGGAGAGUUGUGGUCACCAUCCCUAAGAGCUGAGGAUGGCACCCUAGUUAAUCAAUUGAUAAGAAAUCUAGGGAUCCAUAUGGAGUCAACGACUAAAGCCCAUAAUUUUUUGCACAAUAGUUUUAUCACACACAAUUUUAGUAGAGGCUAAAAUUAAGUGGCAUCCUUAUUUACUCACAACAAUUGGUAGAUUACCGAAUUCAUCACGAGAUGAUGCAAAGAUCCACUGCUUGUGUAUAUAACCAUCAAUGAGUAAAGGCCACUAAUUCACACGAUUGGUAUACCGUGAAACAACUUUUGGAUCAAAUUUAAUGGGGUCAGAUUUGAAAUAAGUUUUUGAAAAUAUUUUAGACUUAAACAAAAGAAUAACAACUUUUUGGGGGGAUUUUCAGACGAGAAAAUCCGAACAAGGCCCUUGCUUCAAAAUGUGUACCAUGGGGUAAUCUGUUCGGUUAACAUUGACAAAUGAAUAGUGACUGCAGUAGUUUACCCGCCAAAGAUGUAUCUGGGAACCUGCACCAUUAAAUUUUUCUCAAAUUCCUGCAGUUUACUGCACAGUAUUUUUGUAAAGUAUAAGAAACACUUAAAUAACUAUAAAAUACACCUUUUACUUCUUAACCUCAAGCUGUACAUUAUUGGAAUAUUUCCUCUUUCAGUGAUCAUUUCCCCAAACCCCAUAUUUCCCAUUAGGCCCAGCCCUUGCUAACCACAGGAAAAAUCUAGUGACUGCAAGCCAAUUGCUUCAUUCCCUGCCAAUAGAUUAAUAUUUACAUGUUUACAUUCAAUAGCUAUUUACUAUUUCCAGCACUUUUUGUCUUUUCAAACCUUUUGUAAUUAAAUAGAGGAUAAAAUAAACAAGACAGUGUGCC